Messenger RNA from Psylliodes chrysocephalus, 1885 nucleotides. NCBI's taxonomy places the organism in Eukaryota, Metazoa, Arthropoda, Insecta, Coleoptera, Chrysomelidae. The record is from the annotation of a GenBank genome assembly.
CUUUUGUUAUUAAGGGACUGUUGUUUCAUUUUAAAUAUACAGUUCACUGGAUAGUGGAUACCAUCCAUUUGAAAAUAAUUCGUUUCGUAAAUAUUUAUUUACGGAUAAACUCCAUACUGCAAAAAAGGUUAGCUUCAUAUUUUACUAAGGAGAAGGCCACGUGCGGAUUUAGUAGGCUUAAAGCCACGUAGUUUUAAAAUACCUUGACAACUUAAAAAGAAGAAAAUCCAACCAAUAACAUAACCUCAAAAAUACAAAUAUUUUUACCAGUAAAAAUUAAAAUGUCCUAUAUUCGGGGUCCAGAUUUAUCAGACAGCGAUGAUGAUGAUGGUUAUGUUUCUUAUAGCCAAGCACCAAAAUUUACAUAUAAACAAGUUAUAAAAGAACUAACUCCUGAAGAAAAGCUAAAUCAAAAGAAACAUCAACUUUACAAUGCUAUUUGUACUGGAAAAGUGGAUACUGUAACACAAAUCAUUGAUGAAGGAUUAAAUGUGAACAUAAAUUUACAAUCAAAUUGGACACCAUUACUUUUAGCUGUUUCUGUAGGAAAUGCCCAACUUAGCGAGUUGCUGUUAAAAACAGGAGCAGAUUCCAAUUCAACUAGAGAUGGUUGUACAGCUUUAAUGAUGGCCUGUAGCUGUCCUAAAGAGACCUCGCCUUAUUCAGAAUCCUUAAAAGUUAUAAAAAACUUGGUCGGAAAAGGGGCAAAUGUUAAAGCAACGAACAGAAAACGAAUGACAGCACUAAUGUUUGCAGCUGAUACAGGUAAUCUUCCAGCAGUAAAAUAUUUAUUACCACUAAGUGAUAAAAAUGCUGAAGAUAACCAAAGAUGGACAGCAUUAUUUUGGGCAGUUAACAAUAAUGAGGUAGACGUUUUUAAAUAUUUACUUGAAGAAGAUUUAGAAUUUACCACUCCAGAUGUAAGAGGAAAUACACCACUAGAUAUUGCUAAAAGUAAUGAUUUUACAGAAAUAGUAGAUCUACUUUCAAAUGAAGAAAAUGAUGAAAUAUUUCAUGUAAUGGAUGCAAAUGUUCUCUCCUUUGAAGAAAUGUUUGCUUUAGCAAGAGAAGGUGAACAACCCGCAUUUUUUGUAGACAUUUGUGAUAUGUUAUGUGGUAUGAAAAGUGAAUCCAUGAUAAAAACAUUUGCAGAUAAAAAUAUUACUCUAAAACAGUUUUUAUCUACUUCUGAUGAGGAAUUAAAAGAAAUGGGUGUUACAAUGCCUUAUCAAAGAUAUCGAAUUUUAGGGGGCAUACAUAAAUUUCACAAAUACCCUUAUCAUCCAAAAUCUUUACAUGUAGUGCCUUUAAAUGAAACAUAUAGCAACAUAGAUGUGGGUAUUCAAAUUUUAUCUGCAAUUAAACAGAUUAGUGUCAUGGAAGCAGGGUUAAAUUACAUAAUGAAACAUUGUGAUAUGGAGGACAUUACUCAAGAAGAAUUAGUUUCAAUGAGAAAGAAUACUGACAGUAUUAAAAAGAAGAUAAGAUUGUGUAGUAGAGUUGCCAAGAAAUUACAUGAAAAAAUUAAAAUUUGGGAUAAGCAAAUUGGUCCUACAGAUUUAAUAACUAAGGAUUCUAAGAAAUACAGGUGGCCUUGGAGGAAGAUAGUUUUUUCUCUUACUAUUAUUACUAUUGUUACAAUUUUUAAAACAAGAAAAUGAUUUUUAAACAAAAACUGUUUGUUAAUAUUUAUAACAUAAGUUUAUUUUCAAUAUAUUGACACUAUAUGUAGUUCAAAUAUAAGACCUAAAAAUGUUUUUCGAUAUUGUAUAUUUUUAUAUUGGUUUACUUCAUUGGUAUAAAUUCCUUUCUAAUUUCUUGACUUUAUUGAUCUUAUUCUUUAGGUUAGUUCUCUAAUAAAAUAAUUUUCUAUUUUUUUCCACAG